Molecule: messenger RNA, 4428 nt
Organism: Scedosporium apiospermum
Lineage: Eukaryota; Fungi; Ascomycota; Sordariomycetes; Microascales; Microascaceae
Exons: 5
Coding region: 1-4428 (1475 amino acids)
Molecular function (GO): protein binding
Source: RefSeq, a predicted model, not a curated record
AUGGCGAACGACGAGCGAGCUCUUCCGAGUCGUCAGCGAGCCCUGUCACCGGACAAGGAUGGUGUACUUAGCGAUUCGGCUACCCUUUUCUCCGAAUCCUCGCAAGGGCCUUCUUCUGAUGCCGGUCGAUUCAAACAAGACGAAGAACGGAAAUCGAUCUUCUCGUUCCGACGGAGCUUGACGUCGGUGUGGUCGAACAGACAUCCAUCUGCGACGACGCUGGAUGAAACAAGAGGUCCCCUGGGCCUUCGACUCCUCGCUUCCUCUCCGGAACCGUUGAUAGACUUAAUAUUUGUCCAUGGUCUCCGCGGAGGAUCCAUAAGGACAUGGCAGAAAGAACCUGAUCCCCAAUACUUUUGGCCGAAAUACUGGCUCCCUCUGGAGCCUGAGUUCAGCCAUGCCAAUAUCCACAGUUUCGGAAUCAAGUGCAUUUUCUUCCUGGCAACACCCCACCGAGGAUCAGACUAUGCCGCUAUUCUCAAUCGCAUCCUACGUGUCACUGAGAUGACUGGGCUGUCUACAGCACGGGAAUACGUCAAAGAUCUGACGGCAGGCUCUACUUCGACCCAGUUGAUCAACGAUGAAUUUGGGAAGUUUGCACAUGAGCUGGCGAUAUACUCGUUCUACGAAACUUUGGAAACCAAGAUUGGAGUUUCUUCGGCUCUUAUCGUCGACAAAACAUCCGCUGUGCUAGCCGUCGUCAAGAACGAGAAUGACUCUCAGGAGCAACUGCGAGUCGUAAAAUCUCUGCUCAAACCGGCGCCUUCUCUUGAAGAGCAUCAUGAAAGACUGGCCGGAUCGUGCACGUGGAUCGAAGAACGACAAGAUUUCCUCGAUUGGAGAGACUCGGACGUCGAUUUUCACGAAGGAAGAGACUAUCCUCCGUCGAUAUACUGGGUCACGGCGAACCCGGGAGUUGGCAAGACCAUUCUUGCUAGUCACGUAACAUCACAGCUCAAGGAGCUCUGCGUCCAAAACUCUGUGCAUUUCUUUCGGUUCGGGAAGAAAGAGUCACACUCUCUGGCAACGUGCUUGCGAGCCAUCGCCUACCAAAUGGCCACCACCAACGCAGCUGUGCGAGGUGCUUUAGCCGAACUCUACAGGAAUGACUGCACUUUCGACCAGGAUGACGCACGUGCUGUGUGGUUGAAGAUUUUUACGUCUUGCAUCUUUCAAGUGGCGAUGUUUGCACCGUAUUAUUGGGUUCUAGACGCGGUAGAUGAGUGUGUGAAGUAUGUCGACUUCUUCGCACUUCUAAGGGGAGUCAAGCCGAGGUUCCCUCUUCGGAUAUUCAUAACGAGCCGGAACUUGCCAGAAACGCAAAAGAUUAUGCGCUAUUUGGGAGACUGCGAGAUCGUGACUGUCGAGAUACCAAUCACGAAUACAAUGAAUGACAUUGAUCUAUUUGUCCAGAAUCGAAUGAAAGAUUUCCCAAUGGAUAGCGGCACAGAGAAGGAUGAUCUUGCUCGUCAGAUCCUUGAAAAGUCCGGCGGAUCUUUUCUUUGGGUCCGCCUAGUAAUGGAUGAGCUAGAAUGCGUCAACGGGUAUGAGAGUAUGCUUGAGAUCAUCCAAGGCAUACCCGAGGGAAUGAUAGGCUACUACGCCCGAGCUACCUCAGAUAUGGCGGCGAACAAGCGCGAGAAACAUAUCGCCCAAGCUAUAUUACUCUGGGUGGCCCUUGCAGCUCGUCCACUUACAGUUUUCGAACUCUCCCAUGCCCUUGAGCUGGACAUUAAUGUCCGCUUCCCUAGCGCUAAAAGUGCUAUUGAAGGAUUGUGCGGCAACCUUGUUUGUGUCGACAAGGCCACCGACAUCGCGCAUAUAAUCCACAGUACUGCCAGGGAAUUUCUCCUGACUGAGGACGCGGGAGAAUUCCAAAUUCGCAGAUCCAAGGGCCACGAGCGAAUAGCGCUAGUGUGCCUACGGCUACUUGUCGGCCCACAGAUGCAGCCGCCUCGAAACCGUCGGCUGCACAGACAAAAGCAGCCUCAACGACUUCCACCUCCACUGCUGGACUAUGCUAUGACCCAGUUCUCUGAGCACGUUUACUGGGCGUCGGCUGAGAGUGACGAGCUCCUCACGGCGUUGAACAGGUUCCUUACCACUACAGUCCUGAGUUGGGUUGAGAAGGUAGUGGGCAAGAAAGACCUUUAUCGGCUCAUCCGAACAGCAAAGAACUUGAAAGCCUACCUAGAUAGACGUGGAAAAUACCGCUCCCCGUUAAAUCAGCACGUCCAGAGAAUCGACAGCUGGGCCACGGAUAUUAGUCGUUUAGCAACCAAGUUCGGAAGAGCCCUCGUCUCGUCUCCGUCGGCCAUAUACUUCCUUAUACCGCCUCUAUGCCCGGCACAAUCAGCUAUCUAUCAACAAUUUGGCCGCACACACGACGGUUUGCUUGUCUCAGGGAAUCUCACCCAACAAUGGGAUGAUUGCAUUUCUACUACUACCUUUGAGAAUGAAGCCGGUGCGGCUGUCGCAGCUGGAAACAACCUCAUUGCCGUGGGCUUUGAAUCUGGGAACAUCCAAUUGUUCAAUCAUCGGAGCUGCCAAAAGGUUCAGGCAAUCAAGCAGGAUUCGUGGGUUGACAGGCUCUAUUUUGAUCCACUGGGCACUUAUCUAGUUUCAUGCAGCAGGAAGUUCAUCUUUCUAUGGGACCUGGACGGGAAGAUGCGUUGGAAGGCCCGGAUUAGAGCGCAGUGUCUUUUGCUCGCGUCUUCCCCCGGCUAUCUUUUCGCAGUCACACAUCAAGGAUAUUCCUUCAAAUGGGAUAUUAUUACGGGAGAAAUGCUGGAAAAACAGUCGUACCGCUACCGGCCACCACCCAACUCGGAGACAAACAUCCACUCAAGCAAAGCCCCCUUCGCCGCUUCCAUCUCGCCCGGACUUGAGCUUCUUGGUCUAGCCUACCGAAAUAGCCCCGUCUGCCUCUUCGAUUUUGCGAGUGGCGAAUUUGUCGGGUGGGCUAUAGACGAGCGCUCCCGUGCCGCCUCACAGCUGAUCUUUAACCCUGAUCCCGAUGUCGGUUUACUUCUCAUCGCUUAUAACGAAUCGCACUUGGCCUUGUACGAUUCUUGGUCCGGAGCCCUUAUCCACUCUCGCGAGCCCGAUCAGAACGCCGUAUUCAAUGCCGUUUCGUGCUCUCCCGACGGCCGGACCUUUGCUACAGUCGACAUCCUCGGCAACUUGCGCCUCUGGGAUUUCGAAUCCCUGACGAUCCUCUAUCAUGUUCUCACACCGGGGCAUACAUUCAGGCUCCUACACUUUACUUCAGACGGCUUCAACCUUGUUGACAUUGAUGACGAUGAGAUGAGGGUAUGGUCUCCGUCUGCCUUGGUGAGGAAGACCGUCGAGGAGGAGGCCAGCACCAGUGACCAAGCCGCCGUGCUACCAGUAAUGGAAGGUCAGUUUGAAAUGUUUCGAUCAUCCAAAAUAAGUACUGUCGCUGCUCACUCCGUUGUCCCUUUCGUGCUCGCCGGGAACCAAGACGGCGAUGUUCUCCUGUAUAGUUCGAACGAUGGUCACUUGCUUGAAUCGGUAUACUCCCAUGGCGCCUUCAUAACGGGCAUUGCCCUCACCAAUGGCAAGACCAUCGCGUCAAGUGACAUUAACAACGUGGUUCAGGUCUGGGAGCUGGAUCUCGACGAGGGUCGGGCAACUAAAACCAGACAGCUGAAGUUCCAGGUUCACCUCGGUGUUCCAGUCGUCCAGAUUAUGUUUGAUGCUGCCGGGGAGUACUUGCUUAUCUCUACAGCAACGGGAGACCGUACCUAUAGUGCCAACGACGGCAGUUUGGUUGGCGAUCUGACAUUCACGCCUGAGAGACGAAUGUGGCGCUGGGCACCUUUACCUUCGUCAUUCUAUCCCGAACGGUUCGCACUUUUGGCUGACGGGAAACUCACCACUUAUUCAAUCGAGAAUAUUUCUUCCAAGACCAACAGUCGGGAGCUGCUACUCAAUUACGCGGCGGAACCCGAUUCCGUCGUCGAAGGAUUGCAAUCUCUUAUCCUGGCAGUAGAGAAAGAGAAAAGGAUGGCCCUUUUGACUAUCAAGCAGCGACACGGGCAGUUUACCUCUACUUUGACAUGCCUGGUAUUUCAAUUAUCAGGUAUUGGCGAGUGGGAUCAAGAUGGAGCUGUCUCGCCCUCGCGAACCCUCCCGUCGAGUGUCUGCAAGCAGUUCCUAGACCUGCGCCGCUCGAAUAACGACAUACUAUUCCUCCAUCAAAAUCAGUGGAUCACUUCUACCGAUCUUACUGCGACUAACGAGCAAUACACCCGACAUUUCAUAGUUCCAACCGACUUUGUUGCAGGGAGUCUUGAUAUAGUUCCGGUACAAACAGCGGACGAAGGAUUCACUUUCUGCGUCCGUGACAAGUUGACCAUUGUUAAGAAUGGCAUGACAUUUGCGGAACCACAGACCGCCGAGUGA